Messenger RNA from Helianthus annuus (common sunflower), 789 nucleotides. RefSeq names its product ATP-dependent DNA helicase PIF6-like. The record is from RefSeq and is a predicted model, not a curated record. Bases 1 to 789 code for a protein of 262 amino acids. NCBI's taxonomy places the organism in Eukaryota, Viridiplantae, Streptophyta, Magnoliopsida, Asterales, Asteraceae. The transcript has 2 exons.
AUGGAAUCAAUUAAAAAAUUUGCCAAAUGGCUACUUGAUAUUGGUGAAGGAAAUGUUGGUGGUGAUAACGAUGGUGACGCCAUUAUAGAGAUACCUGAAGAUUUGUUAAUCAAUGAUGUAUCUGAUCCAAUUCAAAAACGAGCAAUCCUAUCACAUAAAAAUGAAGUAGUUCACGACAUUAACGAUCACUUGCUAGCGUUAUUUCCUGGUGAAGAGAAGGAGUAUUUGAGUUCUGAUAGUAUUUGUCAAACAGAGCAAACGCUUGAUCCGUUUCAAGAAAGUUUAUACUCUACGGAAAAUCUCAAUGCGCUUAAGAUUUCAGGUUUGCAUAAUCACAGAUUAGUACUAAAAUUUGGAGUUCCGGUGAUGCUUCUCAGAAAUAUCGAUCAAAAAAACGACUUAUGUAAUGGAACUAGACUUCAGAUUACUUUUCUUGGUAAACGAGUGAUCGAAGCUGAAGUAAUAUCCGGCGAAAAUAUUGGAUCAAGGGUUUUUAUUCCAAGGAUUAACAUGAUACCUUCAGACAAAAAAAAUCCCUUUUCAAUUUCAACGCAGACAAUUUCGUUAUCCGUAUGCUUUGCCAUGACCAUUAACAAAAGUCAAGGACAGUCAUUAUCUAGAGUUGGUCUAUAUCUAAAAGAUCCUGUUUUCACGCACAGUCAACUGUAUGUUGCGUUAUCAAGAGUUAAGACGAGAGAUGGUGUGAAGAUUUUAAUAUUCGAUGAUGAAGGAAAACCAACAAAUCAAACUGCUAACAUCGUUUACAAAGAGAUUUUUGGCAACUUAUGA